AGAGGUCAUGUCUUUUUUUUUUUAAUGUUCUUUGAGGUAGCACAUCGCAGCAAGAUGGGAUAGGCUCGUCUGCACAGGAGUCGAAAACGUUGCAUGACCCGGUGCUAGCGAAUUUGUCCCAAAGCCUGCGCUAUUCGUCUGCUGCACGCUCACGCUUAUAAAUAGGAGAUGUAGAGCCGAAUCGAGAGACGGCUCUCUGUCCUCCAGCUCACCCGUUUCCUCUCCCAUCACCACUUUUCGCUCUCCUGGUCAAGCGAAGGGCACCUUUUGAUUUGCAAGCCAACUGCCCGUGAGUUCGAGGGCAUAUACACAUCAUCCACCUCGCCCUGCCCUUGCUGUGCCGACCUUUCUCUACUCUGCAGACAGGGGUCGCUAGCCACGAUGCGACUUCUCGUCGUCGUCUCGAUCGUGAUAUGUGCCAUCACUCUUCUGCACGCGAGUAGCGGGGUGCGGGCUCAUGUGCUUCCUCCAUCUACUCUGCAUCCCAGGCAGGGCAGGCCCAGGUCGUGCUGUAAUGUCGACUACUGUCAGACCUCGCAGCAAAAGGACACCUGCAAGACGGAGUCGCCAGACGAUUGUUGCCAUGCUUGUAAGGGAUCGCCUAGUCAGUGCGGCGAGGAACCUCGAACGCCACCUCCUCGUCGACCUCCUCCUACUCCUCCUCGUCGCCGCGACGAGCUGAUCGAUAGCUUGCUACCAAGGAAGAAGGACAAAUGCUGCAGCAUCGAUCCCUGCCGUAUUCUCCUCGAGGUUCAAACUUGCAGCACGGACUUACCACUGCCUUGCUGCCACGGGUGCAAGGGUUCGCAAUUUUGCCCCAAACCUCCACCUCAACGUCGCGACGAGCUGACCGAUAGCUUGCUGCCAAGGAGGCCCGAGCCCUGCUGUGACACCGAUCCCUGUCAUACCGCGGAAGAAAUUUUCAGUUGCUCGACCAGGUCGAAGUUACCUUGCUGCGACGGGUGCAGGGGCGACCCGAAACUCUGCGGUAACGCUCCUGCUCGGCCUCGCAACCAACUUGCCGAUAGCUUGCUGCCAAGAGCACAGCAGCCCUGCUGUGCUCUUGAAUCCUGUCAAAACGAAGUAGAAGCUCUGUCUUGCCUGAGCUCGCAGAAGUUGCCUUGCUGCGACGGCUGCAAGGGCAACUCGCAGCUUUGCGGUAAAUCUCCCGCUCAGCCUCGCAACGAGCUUGUGGAUAGCUUGCUGCUGCCAAGGCAGCCUCCGCCCCCACCCUACACGAAUUGCUGCGAGAUCGAUCCUUGCCCCGUCUGGCCACUUGAUUGCGGAACGGAAGCUCCAACGAAUCAGUGCUGCUUUUCGUGCAAGAAGGACCUGAAGAAAUGCCCCAAAUCGACGCUCUCCACCGAGCGCUCUUUGGAAUCUACGAAGGACUCAUUACUUGCGGACGUCGGUAGCGGUCUGCUUCCACGCGUUCCAGCCCAAGCCACGUCGGGCAUGCUGCUGCCGAGGCAAAUCCCUCCACCACCGUACGAGAAUUGCUGCGAGAUUCCCCCUUGCAAUUUUCCUUCGCUCUGUGACAACGAUCCAUCUCCGGAGGACCAGUGCUGCUAUUCAUGCCAGAAGGAGUCAAAAUGCAAGAAGAAGCCGCCUGGCAAGCGUUCUUUGGACUCGCCGGAAUCGCUCGUGCAUCGUGAAGUCUUUCUUUCGAGAGCCAUGAAUCCCGUCACUGGCAUGCUUUUUGCAAGAGACGACUUCAAUUGUUGCAACUACGACUAUUGUGGAUUUGAUGAUAGAUGCUCUCAGAACAGUCCCCCAGUUUGUUGCUUCGGAUGCAAGGGAACACCACCGUGUCAAGGUGGUAAGUCUCCGGGGCAGGGACGGUUUAAACCAGCCCCUCCGCCUUAUCCUCGACGAUCUUUGGACUCUGCUGUCGAAUCCUUCGACGAUCGCAUCUUCUCCCGCAGCUCUGCCGGUUCGGCUGAAAAAGACCGCUUGCUUCCGAGGCAGCUAGAUUCUUGCUGCCAAACGGCGUCUUGCGCUACGAACAAAGCUAUGUGCGGACCAGGCAAAGAUGCUCCGUGCUGCACUGGGUGCCAGGGAUCGACACUGUGCAAUCCAAAGCAUGGUCCAGGCAAACGGCAACAUGAUGAACGAUCUCUGGAGUCCACCACGGACAGCUUCAACGACGACACUCAUGUUACGCGGAGCGCCCUCGAGUCGGCCGAAACUGACUUGUCCCGAAGAGCGGACUCUUGCUGCGAUACCGCGCCUUGCGCGACUCUGAACGAGCAGUCGAGGUGCACAUUGCCAGGGCACAAACUGAGCUGCUGCUCUGGUUGCAAGGGAUCGCCACGAUGCAACGCAGAGCACAGUCCGCGCAAACGGCACCAUGACGAACGAUCUCUGGAGUCCACUGCAAUCACCAUCCUCCACAGGUCUACCGUGAAGAGCCAAGCUCAAACAGCUAGCGAAAUCUUGCUCGCUAGGGACAUCAUGAAGACCUCCACGCUGGUCGCACGACAAUUGGCACCCUGUUGCUUGCUCGCCCGCUGUGAUGAAAGCAUUCAGCCUCAAUGCAGCUUAAAGGAGCGCCCGGCAUGCUGCGACUCAUGCCGCGGAGAUCCUGACCAGUGCGGAAGGGCUCUCCGACAGUCAGACGCGAAAAGACGCUCAAGCGAGGGCGAUCAGCAUGACGACGUCGACGAGCGAUCUGAAAGCAGCGAUUUCCACUUGCUCUCCAGGGCGUCAUCGGAGCCUGACGCGCUCGUCAGAGUACCGAAGACGACACCUCAUUGCUGCAACGUCGACAGGUGUUCGCCUGGCUACUUGCAGCGUUGUGGAGAUCCAGACGCUCCUGACUGUUGCGACUCGUGUAAAGGAGACAAAAGAUGUCACAGAGGAGCAAACGCGUUGAAGCGCUCCUUGGAGCUACCGGAAGCUGUGGAGCUUGGCGCUAGAGCCAUCAGCGGGGCUUCCACGAGCGACAAUACGAAGAGGGAUGCAGCUGUGGCCGACGUUCAUCAACGCUCUACCAUCACCGCUCGAGAGAACGCUGCGGCGAGUCUGUUGCCCAGAAAGGAGAAUCCCUGCUGCACUGUGGACACUUGCGGUCCCGGCGACCAAACCAAGUGCGGAACGCAAGGGCAACCCCCUUGCUGCGAUGGAUGUCGAGGAGACACAAGCCGGUGCGGCAGUGCCGGAUAUUCCUGGGGGUUGCUGCCUCCACCCAACGAGAAGUCAGAGGAACCGGAACCUACUGAAAAGAGAUCCUUCUCUCCUCUUGAAGCGCAGGGUCAUUCGCUUGUGUUGCCAAAUCGAUCCUUGCCCGGUUGAGGUCUCGUGCUCCGGCUCUGAUUGCUGCCUUAGCUGCAAAAGACAGACGACGUGCGCUGGCGCGUAAGUUC
Molecule: messenger RNA, 3365 nt
Organism: Ceraceosorus guamensis
Lineage: Eukaryota; Fungi; Basidiomycota; Exobasidiomycetes; Ceraceosorales; Ceraceosoraceae
Exons: 1
Coding region: 382-3294 (970 amino acids)
Source: RefSeq, a predicted model, not a curated record